Molecule: messenger RNA, 1179 nt
Organism: Candidula unifasciata
Lineage: Eukaryota; Metazoa; Mollusca; Gastropoda; Stylommatophora; Geomitridae
Source: the annotation of a GenBank genome assembly
AUGGCCUCGCUGACACAGUCCUUCUAUGAAGACUGGGCUAACUUACCUGAUCCCAUAUUGACACAGAUAUUUUCCUACCUGUCGGUGGUGGAAAGAUGCCGUGUGGGUGCCACUUGUAAGCACUGGCAGCAGUGUCUGGAGACGCCACAGCUCUGGAGAAGCUUUAACUGUGGAUUUUACCUCCCAGCUCAUGGGAAACUCUUCAGGUGUGUCGAACAGUAUGGCCACUUUAUCAGUAGGCUGACCAUAUUUCUAAACCAGAAAGAGGCUGAAAAUCGAAAAAAUGCUAUUGCCGUCUUGGAACAUUUGAGCAGUUUGGAGAAUAUCCAUCUGUCGUACUUGUCAAUUGUAUUUAAGGGGGAGAACCCCCUCUUUUAUGGUGGCCAUGAAUUUAUUUUAGCUUUACAAAAUCUGUUGAUCAAAAUUGGGGAGAAAAAAGAAAAAUCUACACUGAAGCAUUUGAAUCUCAGUGGCUUGUUAGCAAAUUUCAAUGAUGAUUUUAUUGACAGGAUUUCUGCAAAUUGCCCUAAUUUGGAAUAUUUGAAUAUUUUGAAUAAAAUUUUGGUGUGCAGUGUUUCUCCAUAUUGUAUUAUGAAUUUGGUCUUAAAAUGCAAGAAGCUUCAGGUGUUGCAUCUAUACCAUACCAGUUUGUCUGAUGAUGUUCUCAAAGCUUUGGCAGAACCUGGCAGGAAACCUUUGCAGAGACUGGGGGUAGUUUGCAGAAGACACGAAAAGUAUGGAGAUGAUCUUACUUCAGAGGCAUGGUCAGGUCUUCUUCACGCAAACCCAGGUUUAAAAGUCGAGUUGGGUUUUGACCAUACCUGCCCACUUCAUAGAAUCUCAGAAAUUAUGAAACCUGAAAUCCCCGUACAGGAACUCCACCUGGCCACAUUCACUCGCAUCUACCCAGAAAUCAACACGGCAGUGGCCUAUUAUGAACAUACGCUGGAGAAACUUGUUGUUCAAACCAGACCAUCGAGAGAGCUUCAAGAAUCCCUUUUGAAUGUAGCUCAGAGGUGCAAAAAACUUAAGGCCUUGUACGUCUACUGUGUCCUGGAGAAAGAAGUAAUUGAUCGGAUUUUGGAGCUAUGUCCUUUGAUGAGAGAAACGAGAAAUUACAUCCUUAAAUGGACGAUGGAUCCAGAGCCAUGGACUGUGGGAAAAGAAGAAGGCGACUGA